AUGCGGGUAAGGGAAAUGCACCCUUUGUGCUGCAUAACGUUGGAGAGUCAAGGAAUUGGGAACGGUUCACCGGAGCCGAUGCUGUUGAGAACUGGGUCGGCGGUGGCGUUCUCCGGCGGUGGAUCUGAAGUCAAUGCCGGGGGAUCUGAAGUCAGCAGCAGUAGCACCACCACCAGUGUGGCUGGGAUCCUCUACAAAUGGACGAACUACGGCAAAGGGUGGCGAUCCCGGUGGUUUACCCUCCGCAGCAACGGCGUACUGUCAUACUCUAAAACCCGCCGCCCAAACAUAGUGCCCGGCGAUGACGUAAUCCUCAUCGGCCACGUCAAGCCACCCACUAGUCGUAAACGCAGCAAAGCCGUUGGCAUCGUGCAUUUAAAGAUUUCGUCAUUUCGUGAGAGUAAAUCAGAUGAUAGGCGAUUUUACUUAUUUACGGCUACAAAGACACUUCAUUUACGGACUAAUACAAACAAAGAAAGAGCGGCCUGGAUACGUGCUUUGAUUUCAACAAGAAGCCUCUUUUCAUUGAGACGACUGAAUGAGAAUAUCCCCAUUCUAACUAGAGAUUUAUCAGUAUCGACUGAAAGACUAAAGGAACGCUUGCUUGAAGAGGGAAUUGGCGAGGGACUUGUCAAGGACUGCGAGCAGAUCAUGCUUUCAGAAUUUUCUGAAAUACAGGGACAGUAUAAAGUUCUUUUCGAGGAGCGCUCCAAUUUGCUGGACACAUUAAGACAAUUAGAGGCAGCGAAUAUUGAAGCUGAAGCCUCUGGAAUUAAUGAUGGUGAAUACCAAUUGAUGAAGCAAGAGUUUUCGAAUCUAUCAAGUGGAAAAAACAUUGAAUGGAGCACUACAGAAUCAUCGGAUGAUGUUGAAAAACAAGACCUUGAGGAAGCAUCAGAUGAAGAGGAAACUCACUUUUUUGACACAAACGAGUAUUUUUCUGAACCAACUAUUAGUUGUGAAUCACUAGGUAUAGAUCACAUGGAUGAUGGUGCAAGACUGAAAAAUCAAACUAAUGAUGUGAACAAGGCAGAGGCAAAGAAAAAUGUAUUUGCUUAUAGAUACCCACAAGUCGAAAGACGAAAUCGGCUACCAGAUCCUGUUGAAAAAGAGAAAAGGGUUAGUCUGUGGUCUAUGAUCAAAGAUAACAUUGGAAAAGAUUUGACCAGAGUUUGUCUUCCUGUAUAUUUUAACGAACCAUUGUCAUCCCUGCAAAAGUGUUUUGAAGACUUCGAGUACUCUUAUCUUUUGGAUCAGGCAUAUGAGCAUGGGAAAGCGGGAAACAGCCUUCAGAGAAUUUUGUACGUUGCGGCUUUUGCUGUUUCUGGAUAUGCUUCAUCAGAAGGCAGACACUGUAAACCCUUCAACCCUUUAUUGGGCGAGACUUAUGAAGCUGAUUAUCCCGAAAAAGGAGUACGUUUCUUCUCAGAGAAGGUCAGUCACCACCCUACACUCAUUGCCUGUCAUUGUGAAGGUAAAGGCUGGAAAUUCUGGGGUGACAGUAACCUUAGAUCAAAAUUUUGGGGGAGAUCUAUUCAACUAGAUCCAGUCGGAACUCUGACUUUAGAGUUUGAUGAUGGGGAGAUAUUCCAGUGGAACAAGGUCACAACCAGCAUCUAUAAUCUAAUCCUAGGUAAUAUAUACUGUGACCACCAUGGAACAAUGCACAUGCGAGGUAAUCGCCAGUACUCGUGCAAACUCAAAUUCAAGGAGCAGUCUAUUCUUGAACGCGAUCCUCACCAGGUUCAUGGAUUUGUUGAAGAUGUGAUGGGGAAAAAAAUUGCUACAUUAUUCGGAAAGUGGGAUGAAAGCAUGUAUUUUGUAAAUGGAGAUGGGAAUGGCAAGGUGAAAGAUAAGUCUGACGCAUGUUUAUUGUGGAAAAAGAAUGAGCCACCUCUAAAUUUCACUCGCUACAACUUAACUUCUUUUGCAAUUACUCUAAAUGAGUUGGCACCGGGACUUGAGGAGAAGCUUCCACCUACAGAUUCAAGAUUAAGACCUGACCAACGGCAUUUGGAGAAUGGGGAAUAUGAUAAGGCCAAUGCAGAGAAGCUGCGAUUGGAAAUGCGACAGAGGAUGUCCAGAAAAUUACAAGAAAAUGGUUGGAAGCCCAGAUGGUUUGAAAGAGAGAGUGAAGAAGGAUCCUUCCGUUAUGUGGGUGGAUAUUGGGAAGCCCGAGAUCAGGGCAAGUGGGAUGGAUGCCCUAAUAUUUUUGGCGAAAUUAGUGAAGACCUCAUAAAUUCCUUCGAAUGA
Fraxinus pennsylvanica is the source of this 2253-nucleotide messenger RNA. The record is from the annotation of a GenBank genome assembly. NCBI's taxonomy places the organism in Eukaryota, Viridiplantae, Streptophyta, Magnoliopsida, Lamiales, Oleaceae.